Molecule: messenger RNA, 4306 nt
Organism: Ostrea edulis (European flat oyster)
Lineage: Eukaryota; Metazoa; Mollusca; Bivalvia; Ostreida; Ostreidae
Exons: 4
Coding region: 246-1523 (425 amino acids)
Source: RefSeq, a predicted model, not a curated record
AUCACACUGACGUUUACGAAAAUUCCACUCUAUGUGUACAAAGGAUAUCUAAAUUAAGAGGCAGGUAAGACUCGGUAUUUAAUUUUUUGUGCCGUUUUGCAUAAUUAUGCACCAUUUCAUAAAUUUGGAGACUCCACGCAAGGAUUUGAAGGUGAACCUCAUUAAAGUAAAGUCUGAGCAGUUAUAAUAAGCAAAUGCAGUAGGCGGACACUAACGCAUCGCCGUCUCCUAUUUGUAACUUUUGCAUGAACAUGGACGAUGACUAUGAAUAUGUAGAAACACUGCCUACGACGAGAGAUAGAAUAGAUUUAGACUAUACUGAAAUUCAGUUCGAGAAUUCAUCAAACAAUGGACCUCCUAUGCCGAGCGCAUCACGUGACCAUUCUUCAGAUGAAGAACGCGUAAUUUACAGCGAAGUUCAAGGCAGUAGGGUAUACACAAACAUCUUACCACGAUUCGAUUCAGAAUAUAACCCAGACAGUGCAAUGCACAAUAGCGGAACCCAGGCUUCUGCAGCACCGGAGAUACCGCAAUUCAAAAUUCAGAAAACGAGCCAUAGUGAAUUAGCCGGGUUUAAUGAAGAUAUGUCAAAAUCCAAAGCUAUCUCAAAUGAGUACUAUGAUCUUGAUAUAAAUUAUCGAAAAGAUAGAAUUCCAGCCCAACAAAACAAAGCGAUAAAAGAAAAGAAAAAAGAAACAUUUAGAGACAUAACAACACUUCGAGAUGGCAGAAUGGCGAUUGUCUCAGAAACCGGAGAAAUAAUAGUUCUUAGUCCUGAGGGAAAAUACUUAUUUUCGAAUCAGUUUGAUGGCGCAUUUGAGAAUUGUACGACUGUCGACAACCUAGAAAUAGUAGCUUCAUGUGGUUUUCGAGUCAGAUUUUUUUCAGUGCAUGACACAGAAAUUAAAGAGGAGGAAGAAAAAUGCCUCGAUUUUCAGUAUGAAGAGACAACUGUACACGGGAUUUCUCACAGCGAACACAAGCUUCUCGUGUCUUGCAAUUUACAAAGCGUGGUUUCAUCGCAGCUACCAUCGCUGAAAUUAUACGAUAUGAGGAGAAAGAGUACGAAAACAAUCCCGACUUUUCGUUUCACCUAUCCAGGAGCAGUUCUUUUGAGUUCGGAUUCCAAGAGUAUUUACGUUGCAGACCAAAUAAGAAAGACAAUUACUUCCCUGUCUGAUGAUGGAAGAUUGCUCUGGGAGACCACUGAGCUCUGUAGUCCAGUGUCCUUUACUCUGGUAGAUGACAUACUUGCAGUAGCAUUCGAAACCCGGGCAGAUAUAAAAUGUUUGUCAUCGAUAAACGGAGUCUUCCUAAGAUCUGUAAUAGUUGAAGCCACUGUACCAACAACAGGAGUUUUGUUGGCAAACAAUGCAAAAGAGUUGAUAAUUUGUCCUUGCGAUAAUUCAAUUGAUAACGUCUCUAGUAUCGUUUUCUUUGCACCUGUUAAGCAUGCAAAAAAACAGCCAUUAUUUCAAAAAUUCUCUAGGAUGAAACUUCUUUCCAAAAUACUUCACAAGUAAUUAUAAAUGGCAUACUAUUCACCAUAAGUAAAACAAAAUGUUAAACACGAAAAAAAAAAUUUGUUUGCUUGUGUGUUUUCUUAUUUUGAUUUGAUUUUGUUUUGUUUUUUCUUUUGUUUGUUUGAUUUUUGGGGUUUUUUGUUGUUGUUUUCUUUCCUUUUUAAUUUUCAAAUUUACAAAAUAAUUUACUCUCAUACACACAUUUUAAACAUUGGAAACAAUAUAGUGAUAUUAUUGGAAAUAGUUUUAUGCAAUUAUAUAUAACAACGCAUUAAUACCUAAUUUUAUCUAGCUUAAUGACGUAUAGCUUGAUGACGUUAGAUGAGCUCACCACGUGAUAGAUGAUCACAUGACGUUAUUAGUAUAGUCAUUUACCAAUAGACGCUUGUUUUACUUUAGGCGAAUUGUAAAGGAAAGAUAUUUUACCAUCGUUAGCGAAGGAAUGGUCAAUAGCAGUGGUUUCAGAUAACACUACAACAUGUAAAUACCGAUAUCUUUUUAUUUUGGUGCGUUUUCUUCUCCACCGGAACCUAGAUACAGUGCGGGGACAGGUCAAUCCAGCGUUUUGUUUUACAUAAUGGCAGAUCGAACAGUGGUGGCUGUUACAUAAGGAAACUUAGCUAUAAAAGUUAAUACUGGGUACACGAAUCUUCGUCUGGAUCAAAAUAGAUUCUCUGCGAUGAUUUGUUUUAGAGAAAUUAACAGUGAGCGGAUUAGAGAUAUUAACAGUGAGCGGAUUAGAGAUUAUCAGUGAGCGGAUUAGCAUCACCUAAAUCACUGUGCACAUUUUCUCGAGCCCCAGACAAUUUUUUUUUCAAAUUGGGGGCAACGAAGUAUUAUUUCACACUCCUGCAAAGACUGUAAGAGAUAACAUUUCUAGUACGGAGUUGCUUAUCCAUAGUGCGGGAGUUAAAACACGUAAUUGUAGUUCAACUUAUCCAACAUGACCCCAUGAAAUCACUGCUCGGAUAUAAUGACGCAGUCGUUGAAAUAGACGACAUUCUGACUCUGUGUCUGGAUCCUUACCGAAUGUUGACAUUUUGGAAACGCAGGAUUUUUGGCCUAGCCUCCAGUACCUUGGGCCUGAUAGAGAAUAUCUGUGUAUAAAGGUGUUCAAGAAGGAGACAAUAACCAUGGCCAAAUACCUGAAUAGCAUUAACUACAUGUACAUGUGUGUUGUGAUCAACAAUUGCAGGAGACUGAGGUUAGUGUAUAGUAGAAGCAUGAUAUCAUUUACAUACACUCAACAAUAUUUUUUUUAUCAUGCUUUAUUUUUAGACAUUUACAAUUACAUCUACAAUUGUACAUAGAUGAUCUCACACACAAAAUCAACACUCAACAAUAUUGAUUACACUUGCUUAGAUGUGGGUAUUGCUAUUACAUAACAUUUAUGCAUAUAUAUUUUUCAAAGGUUGCGAUUCCAGAUAAAAUUGUUAGGUAACGAUAUAUAUAUAUAUAUAGUUUUUAGCACAUCUUACUUCCUUUUAAACAUGCUAUUUUCUAUCAAGCAAUCUAUAUGUAAACAAAAACAUGACACGAGCCUUGUUUACAUAACAAAGAAUUGUGAGUGCUGUAUCUCACAUGUAACUCAACAACUGAUAUUCAAAGUUUAGUUGACCAUUUGAAAUACGUUAGUUAAGCACUGUAACAAUAAGAAUGGAAAAAUAAAGCUCAACGGUGUCCAUGCCCCUUUAAUGAGAAACGCCAUGUAUGUAAAGCCAAGCAAUAUAAAGGUCGGACAUCCAUUUUGAAGCAAACACAGGGAAAUUGAGCAUUGAAAGCUUAAUCUUACGUCAUACAAAAACAAUGCAAUUGUCAUUUGCUUAGAGGCCCAGUCUAAUAGGGAGUUUUGUCUAGUUUUUCAUUAUUUUUUACUUGCGUAAUCUAAACAUUCAAGUGGUCUCUUUCAGUUUAUCGACGAUACUCCAGUUUCGCAUUCAAUUACAGACAGCUGUUGCUUUAAUUGUUUUGAAUCCAAAAUUUUACAAAGGACACAAUUUUCGAAUCGGAGCGGCAACACAUGCAGUGAGGAGAGGUUUUUUUUUCCUGAAAAUGCAAUACAGCCUAUGGGUCGCUGCAAGUCUGAUGCUGUAAAGAGAUAUACAAGGGUUGGGUAUUUUACUCUUUCAAUUUGAACAUGUCAUCAUCCACUACAAAUUGUCAUAAGGCAUUCAACAGUUGGUGGGUCAGUUUUUAUGUCUCCAUCCUCUCCAAUAGGUGAUCUCCAAGAUUAUUCAACAGUAGAUGGGUCAGACUAUGCCCGUCAUCGUUUUAUAACUCUUAUUGAAUGGGAGUUAUUAUUGAUGCGUAGGUCAGAUUUUUGUCUGCUACUUACUCCUACACAUAAGGAGCAUGAAUACAUUUACUUCUAGAUCUGCAUGCAUAGAUGUAAUCCAGGUGAAAGAAUAAGGCGUUUUGCUGAUCAUAUGUAACUAUUUAAAUUAUCUGUUGUGUUAUGUUCUGUUCUCAAGAUUGUUUAUCAUUAGAGGAUCGCCUUUCCUCUUGCAUGUCUAUAAACGUGGUUUUCCAUGGGUGGCGGAAAAUCUAAUGUUGAUUGGAUUUUGAUGCCUGUUUUGUUUUUGUUGUUGUUGUUUUGUUUGUUCGUUUGUUGUUGUUGGUUUUUUUUGGCCACCUUAUUUUUAUCAAAUUGAUUAUAAUUGUCACACUGUAACUUUGGAAGAUCCUAAACCAUGUCUAUUUACAAUAUGAUAACAAAGUGCGAUAUCCCUUAUUUUGUGUUCAUAUCAUUUUGUCAUUAAUAAAUGACAGCUUUACAACUACAA